Messenger RNA from Anthostomella pinea, 507 nucleotides. Lineage: Eukaryota; Fungi; Ascomycota; Sordariomycetes; Xylariales; Xylariaceae. The record is from the annotation of a GenBank genome assembly.
AUGACCAAAACCGGCAUCAUCCUCGGCGCCGAUAUAGCCGGCUUCCUCAUAGCGCAGUACCUCUUCCGCCGCACUGCCGCCGCGGUGCUUGGACACGAAUGUCGUGACCGUGCAACUACACAGAGACGGAGGGGAGACGAUGAGGGCGAUGCCCUACCACAGGCUCGUCAAGACGACCGGAUCGCGGUACAGCGUCGGCACGUCGUUGAAGGUGCCCUCCGUUUUCUUCCUCUCAUCCUCCCUCUCCUCGUUCUCCUCCCGUCCACCACCGCGGAAAAGGCCAUGAGCACCCCUCUCCAAGGAGGCAAAAUCGAGCCUCACGCCUUCGACGACGCCAAGGUCCAGCUGGCCUUGUCGAUCGGGCGCGAUUGUGGCACGGGCCAGGUGGGAGAUAUGAAGCCGUUCAGCUUUCUGAUCUGGUGGUUCAAGAGCCGGCACCUAGGGACCGACCCCGGGGCGGCGUACGCUGCGGGGGUCGACAGCAAGAACAGGCCGUGGCCGGCAUGA